AUGAAUACGUCUGAAAAAGAGAAGCUAUUGAAGAAAUACUAUUACAACGCCAAAAAUCCAGCAUCUUACAGUGGUGUAGCUAAAUUGUUUUAUGCACUGAAGAAUGAUUAUCCUGGCGAAUUCAGUCUUCAGUUUAUUAAAGACUGGUUAGAUAAGCAGGACUCUUACUCCCUUCAGAAACAAGUUCCUCAUCAAAUCAAGAGGGCUCAAGUUCGUGUGAGUCAUAUAAAUGAAAUGUGGGAUAUAGAUCUGCUUAGCAUGGAGAAUUUGUCUAAAGAAAAUGAUGGCGUGCGCUUUCUACUAUUCUGUAUUGAUGUGUUUUCCAGAAAGCUACGGGUUAAACCUUUAAAAGAUAAAACUGCGAAGUCAGUGACAAAAGCGAUGAAAGAAAUUCUUAAGGAUGUGAAACCAUUAAAAAUUCGUUCAGACAAAGGGUCUGAAUUUGUAAAUCAAUGGUUUAAAAAGCUCAUGAAAGAGAAGGAUAUAUAUUUUUUUACUACGCAAAAUUCACCAAAAGCUAACUUCGUUGAACGCAGUCAGAGAAGCAUAAAAACCCGGCUGUACAGAAUGAUGAGACAAAGACGUUCCUAUCACUAUAUAAGUGAUCUGAAUAAAAUAAUAGCCAGCUAUAAUGACACGCCUCAUAGGAGCUUAAACAAUUUAACGCCCAAUCAAGUCAAUAAAGAAAAUGAAGCUGAUGUGUGGGCUUACAUGUACUUGAAAAAAUCUGGUGUUCAUAAAAAGGCGAAGCCAGUAUACAGAUUUAAAACAGGUGAUCUAGUGCGUAUAUCUUUUGCUAAGCAUCCAUUUCGCAGGGCCUAUCAAGAACAGUAUACUGCGGAAGUCUUCAAACUAAGUAGAAGAUUUCUACUGCAGGGCAUUCCUAUGUAUAAGUUGAAGGACUUGAAUGAUGAAUCAAUCAAGGGUAAUUUUUACACGUCCGAAUUAACAAAAGUAGACAAAGACAUUUACAGUCUAUGGUUUAUUGAAAAAAUAUUAAAACGUAAAAGAAGAAACAAGAAGCUUUAUUAUUUUGUGCAGUGGGAGGGCUUUCCAAAGACAUUUAAUAGUUGGAUUCUGGCGGAUGAAGUCAAAGAUACCGCAGGAACCUCGGCAUAA
Mercenaria mercenaria is the source of this 1119-nucleotide messenger RNA. RefSeq lists its product as uncharacterized. Gene Ontology annotation, molecular function: nucleic acid binding. Gene Ontology annotation, biological process: DNA integration. The record is from RefSeq and is a predicted model, not a curated record. Lineage: Eukaryota; Metazoa; Mollusca; Bivalvia; Venerida; Veneridae. Bases 1 to 1119 code for a protein of 372 amino acids. The transcript has a single exon.